Nematolebias whitei (Rio pearlfish) is the source of this 1182-nucleotide messenger RNA. RefSeq names its product G2/M phase-specific E3 ubiquitin-protein ligase-like. Gene Ontology annotation, cellular component: nucleus. Lineage: Eukaryota; Metazoa; Chordata; Actinopteri; Cyprinodontiformes; Rivulidae. The transcript has 5 exons. The record is from RefSeq and is a predicted model, not a curated record. Gene Ontology annotation, molecular function: ubiquitin-protein transferase activity. The annotation marks the transcript as partial.
UUAUUGGAUUUUUUUGUGUCUACUUUCAGAUCUGAAACUUCACCCAGGACCUUGCCUGUGAAAGACAUUCUUGAAGAGUUGUCCCAAAAAAUUGACACUGGAAUGCACUGCAAGUUUAACAUAAAUCGUUCUAAAGUUUUAGAUGGUGCCAUGCGUGGAUUUAAGAGGGUAACAUACAAUCCACAUUUCUCAAUGAACGUUAAAUUUUCUGAUGAUUUCGGAAAAAAUGAAGAGGCAGUCGAUUUGGGUGGCCCACGGAGAGAAUUUCUGCGUAUUCUCAUUGAUGCCUUGGCCAUGUCUCUGAUGUUUGAAGGUCCAGACGAAAGCAAAAAUUUAGCAAUGAACAGUACAGCCCUCAGGGAGGACAAGUACUUUAUGGCUGGAAGGGCAAUAGCUGUUAGCCUUGUCCAUGGAGGUCCAGCUCCACGUUUCCUUUCUCCGGUCCUUUUCGCGUGCUUGGUUGGAGGUCCAGCUGCAGCUUGCCCUACUUUAAAGGAUAUAACUGAUGCAGACCUCCACGAGAAACUGCAAAUGGUAUCUGAAAGUUCGACUCUGGAGGAGCUUCAAAGAGCCACUGAUCCUCUUUUAGACUACAUGGCCAGUGCAGGUUGCAUCAGACUCUUAACAACCAUCAGUGAUCGAGAUCUUCUCAUGCAUGAUCUGCUAAUGUUUCAUGUUGUUCACCGAGUCCAGGGCCCUUUUCAAAGGUUUGAAGAAGGACUAAAGACACUUGGCGUUUUGGAUGUUGUGAAGCAACAUCCAGACAGUUUUCGGACUUUGUUCUGCCAUGAACCACAGCCAUUAACUGCUGACAUGAUGGAUGACCUUUUCACCCCUCGGCUUGCUCCCAAAGGAAGUAACAGGAGAAGCGUGGAAGAGACGGUCAUUCCUUUGUGGCGAGAUUAUCUGCAGGAUGCAGAAGAUGAGGAAGGAUCAUCCAAGCUUCAAAACAUUCUUGUAUUUGCAACUGGAGCAAAUGAGAUACCACCAAUCGGCUUUAUUCCAGCACCAUCCAUCGAGUUUCUUCAUGAGGGUAGUGAAGAAAGCUCAUCAAAACUAAUGCUUCCCAUGGCCAACACCUGUAUAAACUGCUUGAAACUCCCGCUCCUAACAACUUAUGAGGUGUUUAAGGAAAACAUGGACUUUGCUUUAUGGAACACGCAGGGAUUUGGGAGAACAUGA